UUGAGCUAGCUAUACUCUACACAUUUAAUUCUCUCUCCCUCUCUCUUUUCUAAGUCACAAAAUAUUGUCUUAGUUUUCAUUUGAAGCUCAAACAUUAACACCAUGGCAGAUGUUCUGAGUGAAGAACAGAUUAGUGAGAUCAAAGAAGCCUUUGGCUUGUUUGACAAAGAUGGAGAUGGGUGCAUUACUGUGGAAGAAUUGGCCACGGUUAUCCGGUCAUUGGAUCAGAACCCCACAGAAGAAGAGCUCCAAGACAUGAUAAACGAGGUAGAUGCAGAUGGUAAUGGAACCAUUGAAUUUGUUGAGUUUUUGAACUUAAUGGCCAAGAAAAUGAAGGAAACUGAUGAAGAGGAAGAUCUCAAAGAGGCUUUCAAGGUGUUUGACAAGGAUCAAAAUGGCUACAUUUCAGCAAGUGAGUUGAGACACGUUAUGAUCAAUCUGGGUGAAAAACUAACUGAUGAGGAGGUGGAGCAGAUGAUUGAAGAAGCAGAUUUGGAUGGUGAUGGUCAAGUUAAUUAUGAUGAAUUUGUCAAGAUGAUGAUGACUAUUGGAUGAAAUUUUCAAACAACAAAUUUAUUGUUCGAAUUCGAUCAUUUGGGCCCCAAUCUCAUUCACUCGCAUGAAAUAAUAAGUCUUCCAAUCAAUUUUUGGUGUAUUUUACUUGUAGCACAUGAUAUGAAUGACCAAUGUAUUAGAGUGACAUCUCAGCCAAUUUGAUUUGUUCAAACUCCAACCCAUAAUUAUUCUUUCAGUUUUAGUUUAGCAUUCCUUAUGUUUUAAAAUUAAUUAGAUGGAAUUUAUUCAAGAACUUCUGAAAUUAGACUCUUUUUUGAAAGAUUAAUGUAUGCUACAAUUUAUUCUUUCUCUUGUGAACA
Molecule: messenger RNA, 875 nt
Organism: Glycine soja
Lineage: Eukaryota; Viridiplantae; Streptophyta; Magnoliopsida; Fabales; Fabaceae
Product: calmodulin-1-like
Exons: 4
Coding region: 103-555 (150 amino acids)
Molecular function (GO): enzyme regulator activity; calcium ion binding
Source: RefSeq, a predicted model, not a curated record